This is a messenger RNA of Strongylus vulgaris, 636 nucleotides long. Lineage: Eukaryota; Metazoa; Nematoda; Chromadorea; Rhabditida; Strongylidae. The record is from the annotation of a GenBank genome assembly.
ACACCUGUAGAUCCGCAAGAAACAUCGUUAGAAACAACAUCAGUCAAUGUAGCGAAGAAGAUUGGGAAACGACAUUGCGAAUUCUGUUCAAGAGUUAUCCCAUUGAGUAACAAUUACUCGGAAAAUAUAUCGAGGUUUCUACACGUUCUGCACAUGCAUCUGCAUAGCGAACCUGCAGUAACGUGGCUCAGAUCAAGAUAUCACUUCGCUAAUGUGCGUGAGUUUCCAUACAUAGACAUAGUCGGCAGUGCUGAUACAUCUCGAAAAAAUGGUAAAAGCAGUCUUCACUGCGCCAUCUGCAAUUUCAAGACUGACAGUUCGCGUGCAAUCAUUCAUCAUGCAAAGUUACACGAGGAGCUGAUGCGAGAUGAGGGUAACUAUCCUGAUCCAUGUCGCGUCUGCGGUCAGCAGAUUCCAGUGUGCAGCAAGAUGAAGGAGUCUUUCCAGCGAAUUUGCCAUGUUCUGGCUUUACAUUGGAGGGAUGAGAACUAUGUCCAGGAAGCGACUGAUGCUUAUAAACAUGAACACGAGGAUGAUGUUGUUAUAUUGAACGUGGAAAGAAGUCUUGCAUUGUCCUUUGAUGGAAGAGUGUGGUUCACAAAGAAGGGAGAGAAAUCAGAAGGGAACCACCCAUAG